AUGACUCUUGACAAUGAAAUUUUAGAACUGAAUAAUAUGGUAAAAGACGAUAAUGGUAAAAGUUAUUCUGAUGAAUUUAAAUCUUUAGGAGAAUAUAAAGUCAAAUUUGAUAAAGCUAUGGUUUGCGUCAAUUCUUUUAUACAAAGUAAAUCCCAUCCAAACAGGAAUAUAUUAAGUAAUGAGAAAUCAAGAAUUAAACUUCCCAAAUUUGAACUAAUGAAAUUUAGCGGUGAAGUUAAAGAAUGGUUGUGCUUCUGGAUUCAAUUUAAACGAAUUCACGAUCAUAAAGAAAUGGAGUUGGAAGACAAAUUCCAGUAUUUAAUACAGUGUAUGUUGCCAGGUGCAAGAGCGAAAGAGAUCGUUUAUAGCUAUCCACCUACGGCAGAAAAUUAUACAAAAGCGAUUGAAAGCCUCAAAGCAAGAUUUGGCAGUAAGGAAUUGUUAGUGGAAUACUAUGUUCGUGGGCUAUUAACUUUAGUUGUUAAAAAUGCUACCAAAUCAAGGCUUAGUAUCACUCAAUUAUGUGAUAAACUUGAAUCCCACCUCAUAUCAUUAGAAUCCAUUGGGAUGACCUCAGACAAAUAUUCUGCAAUGCUCUUCCCGCUUGUGGAGUUGUGUAUUCCAGAAGACGCGUUGACAGUUUGGUUGAGAAACUCAGUAAAUGAAGAGAAAUCAUAUAGUGCAAGACUGAGCCAACUUAAUAGAUUACUUAGAUAA
Stegodyphus dumicola is the source of this 717-nucleotide messenger RNA. RefSeq lists its product as uncharacterized. NCBI's taxonomy places the organism in Eukaryota, Metazoa, Arthropoda, Arachnida, Araneae, Eresidae. The record is from RefSeq and is a predicted model, not a curated record.